AUGGUGUACGCUACAAGCAUAUUGAAAACUUUACUGGAAGACCUAAUUAGACGCUCAAUUGAAGGAAAUAACCAUCCCAAACUGCUUUUACGGAGAACUGAAUCAGUGGCCGAGAAGAUGCUCAGUAAUUGGUUUACGUUCUUACUUUACCGUUUCCUCCAGGCAAAGUCACUCUAUCUAUCUAAGUCUGUAUCUAUCAAUCUUUCUAUCUAUCCGAGUCUGUUUCUAUCUAUCUAUCUAUCCCAGCCUGUUUCUAUCUAUCUAUCUAUCUAUCCCAGCCUGUUUCUAUCUAUCUAUCUAUCUAUCCCAGCCUGUUUCUAUCUAUCUAUCUAUCUAUCUAUCUAUCCCAGUCUGUUUCUAUCUAUCUAUCUAUCCCAGCCUGUUUCUAUCUAUCUAUCUAUCUAUCUAUCCCAGUCUGUUUCUAUCUAUCUAUCUAUCUAUCCCAGCCUGUUUCUAUCUAUCUAUCCCAGCCUGUUUCUAUCUAUCUAUCCCAGCUAUUUAUAUCUAUCUAUCCACCCCAGUCUGUUAGUAUCAGUCUAUCCAUCGACUCCUCUAUCUAUCCAUAUAUAUCUGUCUCAGUCUGUGUAUAUCUCUCUAUCCCAGUGUGUAUGUAUGUAUCAGUCCAGUCCAGUUGGUUCCUAUCUAUCUAUCUAUCUAUCUAAGACUUGUUCAUAUCUGUCUAUCUAUUUCAGUCAUUUCAUAUAUAAGUCUGUUCAUAUCUAUCUAUCCAUCUAUUUAUUUAUCUAA
Acanthosepion pharaonis is the source of this 747-nucleotide messenger RNA. NCBI's taxonomy places the organism in Eukaryota, Metazoa, Mollusca, Cephalopoda, Sepiida, Sepiidae. The record is from the annotation of a GenBank genome assembly.